AUGGAGAAGUCCAAGAUGAUCCCCCUACAGUCGCAGAGGUUCCUGGGGAUUUUGCUCGACCUCCCAGAGAUCCUUUCUGACCUUGGACAAAGUGAACAAAAUAAGGUCAGUGGUGCGAGAUCUAAUUCUAUGCCCUUGUGUUUCAGUCAAGAAAGCUAUGUCCGUCCUCGGUACCUUGACAUCAUGCAUUCCAGCAGUUCUGUGGGCUCAAGCUCAUUCCAGGGAUCUCCAGUGGGAGAUUCUCCAGUCAUGGUCAGGGAGACCAGAGGAGCUGAACAGCAAGAUUCUAAUCUCCAGGAAGACCCAUCGGUCACUAGAAUGGUGGUUGAUACAGGGGGACCUGUGGAAGGUGUGAAUGGAAUGAAUGAGAAAGUCGAGCAAAACUGUUUGUUGUGGUCAAAGUCCAAAGAAAGGAGGAAGUAUCAGGAUGCAGAGAUUGUUAGAACCCGGGACCCGCAGCUUUUAUCGCAGUGUGAUGUAGUUGUCGAUGUGGGCGGCGAGUAUGACCCUUCCCGGAACCGCUACGACCACCAUCAAAGAUCUUUCUGUGAAACCAUGAACAGCCUAUAUCCUGACAAGCCGUGGGUUACCAAGCUGAGCAGCGCUGGCCUGGUAUAUGCCCACUUUGGCACACAGAUACUAGCCACGCUCCUGGGAACCGAUGAGGAGGACCCUAUUAUACCAGUCCUAUAUGACAAGAUGUAUGAGAACUUUGUUGAAGAAAUCGAUGCUAUAGACAAUGGAGUAUCCCAGUUUGAUGGGGAGCAGAGAUACAACAUUACCACCAACCUGAGCUCCCGAGUUGGACAUCUCAACCCACGCUGGAAUGAACCUGAUCAGGACACAGAAGCUGGAUUUAAGAAGGCGAUGGAACUGGCAGGGACAGAGUUUGUGUCACGCUUGGACUUUUACCACCGUUCUUGGCUGCCGGCUCGAUCUUUGGUGGAAGAAGCCAUCAGGCAGCGAUUCCAGGCGGAUGGCAGUGGAGAAGUGGUGAUCUUGGCCCAAGGUAGAUGCCCAUGGAAGGAGCACUUAUUCCAAGUGGAAAAAGAAAUCAAUCUGGAGAAACAAAUUAAAUACGUGAUCUAUCCAGAUCAGAGCGCUAAGUGGAGGGUGCAGUGUGUUCCCACAGGUCCCAACACCUUUCAGAAUCGGCUUUCUCUACCAGAGGAUUGGCGUGGUCUUCGAGCAGAUGAUCUCUCCUCAAUUAGUGGCAUUCCUGGUUGCAUCUUUGUUCAUGCCAGCGGUUUCAUCGGUGGAAACGAGACACAGGAAGGUGCUCUGGAGAUGGCACGGAAAGCAUUGACGUCCUAGAGUUGUUACUACGUAGGAUACAGCCAACUGUACCAUUCAAUGCGGAAAAAUCUACAAUUUGUAUUUAUACCAUGUGGCAUCACUAAAUAUUUUUGUAUUGACCA
Messenger RNA from Bufo bufo (common toad), 1418 nucleotides. Its product is annotated as MYG1 exonuclease-like. The record is from RefSeq and is a predicted model, not a curated record. The coding region runs from base 1 to 1314 and encodes 437 amino acids. Gene Ontology annotation, cellular component: cytoplasm; nucleus. The transcript has 8 exons. NCBI's taxonomy places the organism in Eukaryota, Metazoa, Chordata, Amphibia, Anura, Bufonidae.